Molecule: messenger RNA, 732 nt
Organism: Prorocentrum cordatum
Lineage: Eukaryota; Dinophyceae; Prorocentrales; Prorocentraceae
Source: the annotation of a GenBank genome assembly
AUGGGCAUGUCCGUUACGGGCGCAUUUCGCACCAUCUUCGUCAGGGAUGGCAUUACUGGGUUCUACAGGGGGUAUAUGCCUUUUUUGGUGAUGGCAGCAGGCAAGGCAGCUGCACGAUGGGGAUCGUUCCGUGUGCUCUAUGAUGUUGUCGAUUCUCUCGGCUUUGAUCGUUCUCAAAAUGUCACCUUCUGGACGAUCACCUGCGGCAUGGGGGCAGGAACUUUCGAGGCGCUGAUUUGGACUGCACCAGCCGAGCGGCUGAAAGUUUUGCGGCAGCUCGCGGCCGGCACAGGGCAGGCGUCGACACCGUAUCGUGAGAUCAUGAGGGUUCAUGGUGUAUUGGGCUUGUGGACUGGGUGGACGCCUACAGCCAUGCGUUCGGGAACGAACGCGGCCAUCCGGUUCACUAUUGCAGGGCACGUGAAAGACGCGUGGCGCCUCCUCUCAGGCGUACCCGCGGGUGAGCCGCUGCCGUUUCAUGCGAGUUUCAUGGCUGGUGGCACGGGAGGUGCAAUCUCUGUAGUGAUGAAUAAUCCGGUAGACGUGAUAAAGACAAAGAUGCAGUCUGGUGGUGGGGGCAAGGGGUGGUUGGCUUGUUACAGGGAGAUCGUUGCAGAUCGCGGGUUCAGGGCAUUCGGUGCUGGAAUUUCAGCGCGUGUGCCACAAAUCUUCCUGUCGCAGGCCAUACAGUUCGUUGUCGCGGACCAGCUCUUCUCCUUGAUGAAGGCGUGA